AUGGUCCUUCCGCGCCUCGGCCGCUACCUCCGCGCAAUGCCCCGCGUGGCCGCCCGCCAUAGCCGCCUCACGACUGCUGCUCGCUACUGCUCGAUGUAUCCGCGCGCGCCAAUGAUGGCAACGUUGCCUCGGUUGACGCCACCGACUGUCCGCUGCUUUGGCACCGAGACCCGGGAUGCGUCCGAGCUUACGUGCCCGCAUUGCGGCGAGUCGCUCAAGCUUGCGAUUGCAGUUCCGCGGUCCACGCCAACGUGUGGGGCAUCGGCGGCACCUGCUACAACGUUGCCGUUGACGUCGCGUCAGCUCGAGCCCGGUGACAUUGUCGGCUGCGAAGGUUGCAAAACGUAUUUUGCCGUCAAGUCGCUCGCGGCCGACCCGCCGCAUGCUGGCUCCAUGUUCCAGACGCCGUCGUCGCAGUUCCAGUCGACACCCCGUCUUCGCAUCUCGAAUGACAGCGACUUUGAUCGGCUCUUGAACGACAGUCAGCGCGUCAACACGCCACCGGCACCGGCGCCCAAAGUGCUCACGCCGCGCGAGAUCUACGACGGCCUCAACAAGUACGUCAUCGGCCAAGAGAACGUCAAGAAGGCGCUCGCGGUUGGCGUACACAACCACUACAAGCGGUUGAGUAUGAACUUCAAGCCGCCAGAGGUGCCCAUUGAUGACGGUCACCCGCGCUCGAUGCGGGUGUCGGCCAUGGUGGAUGAGCCGGCCAUCUACCAGUCGGUGAAGCACGGCAUCCAGCUCGAAGCCAUUGCCGUGCCGCCAAGCGUAGUCGCCGCCGAGGGUGCAACGCCUCCGACGACGCCAACAGUUGCUGUCGACGACAGUGUCGAGAUUGACAAGACCAACAUCCUCGUUGUGGGGCCGACGGGGUCGGGCAAGACGCUCAUGGCCAAGACACUCGCGCGGCUGGCGCAAGUGCCGCUUGUGAUCGCGGACGCCACGUGCCUCACGCAGGCCGGGUAUGUGGGCGAGGACGUCGAGUCCAUUCUGUACAAGCUCUACCAAGCGGCCAACUUUGACCUGGAAGCGGCGCAGAAGGGCAUCAUUUACAUUGACGAGAUCGACAAGAUUUCUCGCAAGAGCGAAAACGUGAGCAUCACGCGCGACGUCUCGGGCGAAGGCGUCCAGCAGGCGCUGCUCAAGAUGCUUGAAGGCUGCACGGUCAACGUGCCCGAGAAGGGCGGCCGCAAGAACCCGCGCGGUGAGUUCAUUGCGAUCGACACGACCAACAUCCUCUUCAUCUGCGGCGGCGCGUUCGCGGGUCUCGAGCACAUUGUUUCGCGCCGCACCGCGACCGCGAGCAUCGGCUUUGAGUCGCAGAUGAAAGACACGAAAGUGACGGACCUCGACCGCGUCGGCGAGCUCCUGACGCAGUCCGAGCCGCAGGACCUCGUGGCGUACGGGCUCAUUCCCGAGUUUGUCGGGCGCUUCCCCGUCCUUGUGAGCACGCUUGGCCUCAACCGCCACGAACUUGUCCGCGUCGUGAGUGAGCCCAAGAACUCGCUCAUCAAGCAGUACCGUGCCCUCUUUGCACUCCACAACGUCGACUUCCACGUGACGCCGUGCGGUCUCGAUGCAAUCGCAGAGCUCGCUGUGCGCCGCAACACGGGUGCGCGUGGCCUGCGCGCGAUCUUUGAGCGCACACUCAUGGACACCAUGUUUCACGUGCCCGACAUGCAGCAUGUGCGCGCUGUGUACGUCGACGGUGACGUCAUCUUUGGCGCCAAACAGCCAGUCUUGCUUCGCGGCGACGUGACGAUCGCCGAGUACGAGGCCGCCAAGGACGAAACACAUGAAGUCGCCUACCCGGAUGCCGCGUAA
This is a messenger RNA of Saprolegnia diclina VS20, 1827 nucleotides long. Its product is annotated as ATP-dependent Clp protease ATP-binding subunit ClpX. Gene Ontology annotation, biological process: proteolysis; protein folding; protein catabolic process. Bases 1 to 1827 code for a protein of 608 amino acids. NCBI's taxonomy places the organism in Eukaryota, Oomycota, Saprolegniomycetes, Saprolegniales, Saprolegniaceae. The transcript has 3 exons. Gene Ontology annotation, molecular function: ATP binding; ATP hydrolysis activity; ATP-dependent protein folding chaperone. The record is from RefSeq and is a predicted model, not a curated record. Gene Ontology annotation, cellular component: mitochondrial matrix.